UGCGCAUGUAUAGGGAGUAUAACGUUUUUCCUCUAUAAUAAAAUACUUGUGUACGGUUUUUAUGAAUUUAAACUGUUAACAUUGUUCGUGUUUUGUCAGAUUCGCGGCAGUUAGCAUCUGGCUAAUGAGCGAGUUGCUACUCAACACACAUCUCUCCGCUGCCUAUAUAGGUACACUACAUAGGGUGUGUUAGUACACAUUCCUCACGCUACCUAGUGCACUAUUUGUUCAAGAAGGCGUUGUUUAGGAUGGAGCCGGCCGCCUGAGGAGAUCUGUGAGUCGCAGAGUCACAGUGUGAUGAAACAUGGCUUUGCAGCAGAUUCUCGUUUUGCUGAGGCCACGCGGGAGCCGAUUAUCACGAUCAGUUACUGUGUUCAAAUACUUCAGCACAACAAAAGCAUACUAUAAUGAAACAAAAACAGACUCCAACAAUGAGAAAACAGACUCUUCGUCCCUUGGUUCUGGUUCUGAGAACAAGUCUUUGUUGGAGAACCUCAGUGUGCUCGGCGUGGAUGUGCAGAUGGCGCGGCGCCGUCAACCUGGUGUUUUCCGCAAAAUCCAAACAAAUGAGCAAGGAUUGAUUGAUUUCCUUGCACAGAAAGGUGCCAGCCGUGAUAUAAUUGCUAGCAUAAUUUCCCGUUUUCCACGUGCCAUAACGAGAUCCGAGGAACACCUGGAAGAACGUUGGUGUCUGUGGCGCAGCAUUUUCAACAGCGAUGCCGAGGUCGUUAAUAUCCUAAACCGUUCUCCAGAGUCAUUCUUCCGCUCAAGUGAUAAUGGCAACCUGGAGAAGAACAUACAUUACCUAAGUUCAUUGGGGAUAAAGCCUAAAGAUCUGCACCGUCUCCUAACCAUGGCACCGAGGAUCUUCUCAAACACUCUGGCACUGAACCAGAUGAUGGUGGAGCUCCUGGAGAAUGUAUGCAUGAGCCUUGGAGGUACUGACAGUGAGAAGUUUGCCCGCACUGUCAUUUCCAGAAACGUGUACAUCCUGAUCCGGAGCACGAAGCGUGUCAGGUCCAACAUCGAGUUCCUUUUGAGUGCGUUGGAGCUCAGUGAUGAGGAGGCACUCAAGCUUCUGCAGAGCCACGGUGCCAAAAUCCUCGACCUGUCACAUGAAAGUAUGAAGACGAACUUCAGAAACCUGCAGCUAAAGCUAAAGUCUCUGGGCUGCAGCCAGAUGCGGGUGAGAGAGCUUAUCCUGAACUAUGCUCCCAUACUCUUUGUCUCCUCAGAGACACUGAACCAGAAACUGGACACCCUAACUGAAGGUGGGAUCGACAUCAGAAGCAUCAUAGAGAAGCCUAAAGUGCUGGAUUACAGCGUCGCCACCCUGAAACAGCGGCUGAACGAUCUGCAUCGACUUGGUUAUGACUUUAAGGUGAAUGGAAUCAACAUCUUGGAUUUGAGCAACAAGCGUUUCAAAUCUAAAAUGGAGAAGCUGCAAGUACUUGGAGUGUGAGAGGCCGUCAAAUGACUAGGGCUCCAAAACCCCAGUUGCUAAUCAAUGAGCCUUGACACAAGUACAUCACAUAAGUGUGCGCUUAAUGAACAAGGUGAGGUACAGAACGUAGGGGGAGAAGAUUGUUCAGCUAGCGGGUCACGCAAAAUCAAACUUCAAUAUGUACACUGAAGUGUGUAGUACCUACAUCUAUGGUCCUGUCCUAUGUCUAUUCCAUUUUCACAUCACGGUGUGCUUGAGCACUAGCGGGUAGCUUGUGGGAUUGUUUUUGUAUAUGAACACAGUCACCCUGAAGUGACUGAAUUUCUCUCAAUUUAUUCAAAUCGCAUCAGGUUUCUAAAUGGCCAGUGUGCCUAAUACAUGGUUUUCUAAUUUGCUAAAGUGCUAUGCAGGUUUGCUGGAUUGCUAGCAUGCAGUUCUGCUAAAUGGCAGGUUUGCUAAGGGGCUAAAAUAUUAUCCAGCUUGGAAUUGAUCUAAAAUCCCCCUGCAGUUUAUGGCACACUUCUGUCAAAUGUAUGUGCCCCCCUGACCAUCAAACCCAUAUGUGGCUCUUCCCCAAACUGUUACCACAGUGUUUAAAAUGUCUUUGUAUGCUGUAACUUUACAAUUCCCCUUCACUGGCACUCCCUACCUGUUCCAGCGUGACACAAAGUACACAAAGAGCACUUCAUGAAGAUGUGGUGUGUGAAGGUUGGAAAAAGCUAGAAGAACUCGAGUGUCCUGCACAGUGCCCUGACCUCAACCCCACUGAACACCUUUCGGAUGAACUUGAACUGGAGCCUCCUCACAUCAACAUCAGUACCUGACCUCAACCUUACUAUACGCUCUUGUAGCUGAAUGAACACAAAUCCUCACAGCCACGCCCAAAAAUCUAGUGGAAAGCCUUCCCAGAAGAGCGGAGGAGGUUGUUAUAACAGCAAAGAGGGACUCAAUCUGCAAUGACAUGUUCAACAAGCACAUUUGGGUGUGAUGGUCAGGGGUGCACAUACUUUUGGCCAUACAGUGUACAUCUGCUUGUUUGCUAAUUGGCCACCAUUUGCUACAUGGAUUUUUAGUUAACUCGGUAGCGGAGUAAAUUCCAUCUGUACAGAUGGAAAUAUCCGAGGAAUAAAACCCAAUCAGGACACUUAUAUACUUAACACAAAUAUUGUUUAAAUUGCUUUUUGUUUAAAAACAGCUUCAUUCAUCAUUUUCUGCAUCUAACUACAGUGAUGGACAGCUUGAGCUCUUAUGGUCUACAGUGAGAUCCUCAUCCAGCACAACAACCUAACAGCACGACCUAUAGACCUAACAAACCUUCAUCGAACAGACAGAAAAGGACCAGGUCACAAGAUGGCAGACUAGGGGACGUUUAGAGUACAGCGUAUUUCACCAUAUAUCUCAGAGGGUUAACUGUCAUGGUAACACGACCAGCUAGAUUUAUUUUUUGUCUGUCAUUACUGUGGUAUAAGAGGAAAAACUCACUUGGAGACAGUACACACCCCAGGUGUUUUAUACCUGGAAGCAGGUUAAUUAUUACCUGGUUUCUAAUGCUAGUUUUGUGUGCCCUAUUUAUCAGGGGAAAAAAUUAAUGUAUAUAGAAAUUAUAUUUAUAAAAAUGUAUCUGUGGGGUUGAAGUAGAAAUACUGGGUACUGAGCCAAUAAUGAAAGUUUUUUGUUUUGUUU
This is a messenger RNA of Ictalurus furcatus (blue catfish), 3127 nucleotides long. Its product is annotated as transcription termination factor 1, mitochondrial. Lineage: Eukaryota; Metazoa; Chordata; Actinopteri; Siluriformes; Ictaluridae. Bases 305 to 1462 code for a protein of 385 amino acids. Gene Ontology annotation, cellular component: mitochondrial matrix. Gene Ontology annotation, biological process: regulation of DNA-templated transcription; termination of mitochondrial transcription. The record is from RefSeq and is a predicted model, not a curated record. Gene Ontology annotation, molecular function: double-stranded DNA binding. The transcript is spliced from 2 exons.